AUGGCAACAGUCGCUAAAAAUGGACGAAAAGUUAAGGCUACGUAGCUUUACUUUUUUGCUGGUUUUUGCGCACUUAUGAAAAAUGAAAAACUCGAUAAAAAUGCACGAAAAGUUAAGGCUAUAGCCUUACUUUUUUGCUGUUUUUUGCCCAUUUAUGAAAAGUGGCAAAAGUCGCGAAAAUUGGACGAAAAGUUAAGGCUAUAGCCUUACUUUUUUGCAGUUUUUUGCCCACUUAUGAAAAAUGGCAAAAGUCGCUAAAAAUGGACGAAAAAUUAAGGCUAUGUAGCCUUACUUUUUUGCUGGUUUUUGCCAACUUAUGAAAAAUGAAAAAACUCGAUAAAAAUAGACGAAAAGUUAAGGAUAUAGCCUUACUUUUCUGCUGUGUUUUUCCAAAAUACAAUUUUGAGACUGGCCCAAAUCCAAAACUCUGCUACAGGAGCCUUCAAAAUCAAUAGGACAUAAUGUUCUAAACAGCAUAAUAUUAACUUUCACGUCUUUUUCGACUACACAGCUGAAAAAGUGUACGUCUUGUUAUGGAAGAAAGAGGCAUCGACAGAAAGCCUAUUGAACGUAGAUUACAAAUUCAAGUUUUUGCUCCAAGGGGCCUAGAAAUACAAUCGAACAAAAGGUUCGAAAUCCUCAGCGUCAGGAACCUUGUCCUCAGCGUGAGGAACCUUGUCCUCAGCGUCAGAAACCUUGUCCUCCUCGUCAGGAACCUUGUCCUCAGCGUCAGGAACCUUGGCCUCAGCGUCAGGAACCUUGCCUUCAGCGUCAGGAACCUUGUCCUCAGCGUGAGGUACCUUCUCUUCAGCGUCAGGAACUUGUUCUCAGCGUGAGAAACCUUGUCCUCAGAGUCAGCAACCUUGUCCUUAGCGUCAGGAACCUUGUCCUGGCGGUGAGGACAAGCUUCCUGGAGGUGAGGUCAAGGUUCCUGGCGUUGAGGACAAGGUUGCUGGCGGUGAGGACAAGGCUCCUGACGCUGAGGACAAGGUUCCUGGCAGUGAGACGAAAGUUCCUGGCGGUGAUGACAAGGUUCCUGACGCUGAGGACAAGGCUCCUGGCGGUGAGGACAAGGUUCCUGGCAGUGAUGACAAGGUUCCUCACGCUGAGGACAAGGUUCCUGGCGGUGAUGACAAGGUUCCUGGCGGUGAUGACAAGGUUUCUCAUGCUGAGGACAAGGUUCCUGGCUGUGAGAACAAACCUUCCUGGCGGUGAGGACAAGGUUCCUGGAGGUGAGAACAAGGUUCCUGGCGGUGAGGACAAGGUUCCUGGCGGCGACCACAAGGUUCCUGGCGGUGAGGACAAGCUUCUUGGCGGUGAGGACAAGGUCCCUGGCGGUGAGGAAAAGUUCAUCACGCUGAGGACAAGGUCCCUGACGCUGAGGACAAGGUUCCUGACGCUGAGGACAAGAUCCUGACGCUGAGUUCAAGCUUCCUGGCGGUGAGGACAAGGUUCCUGGCGGUGAGAACAAGGUUCCUGGCGGUGAGGACAAGGUUGCUGGCUGUGAGAACAAGGUUCCUGGCGGUAAGGACACGGUUCCUGACGCUGAGGACAAGGUUACUGACGCUGAGGACAAGGUUCCUGACGAUGAGGACAAGGUUGCUGACGCUGAGGACAAGGUUCCUGGCGGUGAGGACAGGGUUUCUGGCGGUGAGGACAAGGUUCCUGGCGGUGAAGACAAGUUUCCUGACAAUGAGGAUGAGGUUCCUGGCGGUGAGGACAAGGUUGCUGGCGGUGAGGAUAAGGUUCCUGGCGGUGAGCACAAGGUUCCUGACGCUGACGACAAGGUUCCUGGAGGUGAGUACAAGGUUGCUGACGCUGAGGACAAGGUUCCUGACGCUGAGAACAAGGUUCCUGACGAUGAGGACAAGGUUCCUGACGCUGAGGACUAGGUUCCCGGUGGUGAGGACAAGGUUCCUGACGCUGAGAACAAGGUUCCUGGCGGUGAGGACAAGGUUCCUGGCGGUGAGGUCAAGGUUCCUGGCGGUGAGGACAAAGUUCCUGGCGGUGAGGACAAGGUUGCUGGCUGUGAGGACAAGGUUCCUGACGGUGAGGACAAGGUUCCUGAGGCUGAGGACAAGGUUCCUGGCGGUGAGGACGAGGUUCCUGACGCUGAAGACAAGGUUCCUGACGCUGAGGACAAGGAUCCUGGCGGUAAGGACAAGGUUCCUGGCGGUGAGGUCAAGCUUGGUGGCGUUGAGGACAAGGUUCCUGGCGGUGAGGGCAAGGUUGCUGGCUGUGAGGACAAGGUUCCUGGCGGUAAGGACGAGGUUGCUGACUUUGAGGGCAAGGUUACUGGCGGUGAGGACAAGGUUUCUGGCGGUGAGGACAAGGUUCCUGGCGGUGAGGACAAGGUUCCUGACGCUGAGGACAAGGUUCCAGACGAUGAGGACAAGGUUCCUGACGCUUGGGACUAGGUUCCUGGUGGUGAGGACAAGGUUCCUGACGCUGAGGACAAGGUUCCUGGCGAUGAGGACAAGGUUCCUGGCGGUGAGGACAAG
Molecule: messenger RNA, 2501 nt
Organism: Paramuricea clavata
Lineage: Eukaryota; Metazoa; Cnidaria; Anthozoa; Malacalcyonacea; Plexauridae
Source: the annotation of a GenBank genome assembly